UUGUUGUCAGUGCGUGGUCACGGCGGCGGUCAGCAUCAACAUGAUCGGCUAUGGCUGCGGUUUCGGCUUCCCAGGGAUACUGCUGCCGCAGCUGGAGCUGCCAGGGUCCCUCAUCAACGUCUCCAAAAACCAAGAGUCUUGGCUAGCUUCAGUCAGCUCAAUUCCGAUGGUCUUCGGCAACUUCCUAGUGCCAGUGGUGAUGUCACGGGCUGGACGGAAGGUGGCUCUCUAUGCUGUGACCUUGAUCCUCAUGUUGGGCUGGUUCUUCGUUAUCAUAGCUACCAGCUACGAGAUGCUCCUACUAGGGAUGAUGAUCCAAGGCUUCUCGUUUGGCAUGUUCAUGCCGCUCCGCUCCGUGUACAUCGGCGAGUGCUCCAGCCCGCGCUACCGCGGCGGGUUCCUCACGUCUUCAGUCCUCGCCCAGAUCUUUGGCAUCCUGUUCGUCCAUUUCACCGGAUCUCUCAUCAGCUACCAGCUAACGGCCCUCUGCUCCAUAUCCUUCGCUUUGAUCAGUAUCAUCUUGACGGUAUACUCGCCAGAAUCUCCGAGCUGGCUCGCGACAAAAGGACUGUAUGAGAGGUGCAAAGAGAAUUUCAUAUUUCUAAGAGGGGAGGAUGAAAUGCCUGAGCUGGAGAAAAUGAUAGAAACCGUAAAUCUUUUGGAGACGCAAGAGAGUACACGAAGCACAUUUAGAGAAAUGAUUGCAGUAGUAAAGAAGAAGGAAUUCUUUAAGCCCGUUUUGCUAUUAUUUGCCUUGUAUAUCAUGCUUAGUUGUGGCGGAGCACCAGUCAUGGGAGCGUACUCGGUGACGAUUUUAGAAUUGCUGAUGCCUAAAGCCAACGCCAACUUCUGGAUGGUAGCUUUAGACUGCCAGAGGCUACUCUUUACUGGUGCAGCUAUUUUUGUGGUUAACAAAGUUAAAAGAAGACCAAUGCUUUUCUUCAUUGGAUCUCUCUGUGCCGGUAGCCAGCUCUUGAUGGGUGCUUACGUCUUCGCGAAGAACAAUGAUUACUUGCCUUUUGAUGCAUUGUGGAUACCCGGUGUACUUAUCAGCGUGCAAAUGUUGAGUAUAUCCAUGGGAAUGCAGCCGCUGCCUGCCGUGAUAGCUGGCGAGGUAUGUCCUUUGCAACAUAGGAGUCUUGCAGGGGGUAUAGGUUUGACAGCACUGAGUGUGUCUGCUUUUAUUGUGCUUAAGACUUUUCCUGGUCUGAUAUCCGUUGUGGGUCUAGAAGGAACGUUGGCUGUGUACGCUGGGGUUAUAGCGGCGUGCCUGGCGGUGGCGUGGGUGCUGCUGCCGGAGACGAGCGGCCGAACGCUGCAGCAGAUCGAGGAACACUUCAGAGGGACGACACUCUUGAACCCUGAAACUGAUGAGGAGAAACCAUUGACAUAUGCGGCGCAACCCGUUUACUUCUCUAUUCAAAAAUGAGUCUAAUCUGCACAGAUGAAAUAGAAACAGAGAACAGGAAAAUAAUGAAGGCUGUUCCAACUAAACUGGAAAAAGUAGCAGGCGAGAUAUGUCCAAGGCUCUCC
This is a messenger RNA of Cydia fagiglandana, 1533 nucleotides long. Its product is annotated as facilitated trehalose transporter Tret1-like. The transcript is spliced from 3 exons. The record is from RefSeq and is a predicted model, not a curated record. Gene Ontology annotation, molecular function: transmembrane transporter activity. Gene Ontology annotation, cellular component: membrane. The coding region runs from base 41 to 1429 and encodes 462 amino acids. Gene Ontology annotation, biological process: transmembrane transport. NCBI's taxonomy places the organism in Eukaryota, Metazoa, Arthropoda, Insecta, Lepidoptera, Tortricidae.